CCUCCUGCUGCCGUGAGGCUAGACAGCUAGCGUAGCUAACAACAGAUUCGGAACAAACAAUCGCGAAAAGUAUGCUUCUGUGAUUCUUCUGUCUUUACGCUAUAGCGCAAAUGCUUCCGACGAUAUUCCUCUGAUUACCCGCGUACACAAGUAGUGUAUUAUAUAACGUCCUAGUUAUGCUUUUGUGCGAUCUGCAGUCAUGUUCUCAAGCUAGCUAGGCAACCAGUCAAUCAAUAACAACCUAGCUGACAAGCCAGCUAUCAAAAUAAACGGUUGGUCUGCCAAAAUGAACUCGUUCAGACAUUGAGACCGCGGUUAUUAUGCAUGGACUGUAUUAAUGAAUUACUGUUUUGAUAUAAUUGAUCGGUUUUAAUGACUCGUUUUUCGUUGAGCGCUGCUAAAAUGCAAUAGCAGAAUCUUAUUUAUUUGCUGAAUAUUAAAUCGACAACCUCGUCCUACGUUUAAAUUGACUAAGAAGGUUUUUAAGAUGGAUAAAAAAUCUUUUGAAAUCGUUUUGGACGAAAUAAGAAAGUGUGUUUUGACAGAUCAGCGGAUUAAGGCAAUCGAGCAGGUGCAUGGAUAUUUCUCCAGUGAACAGGUGAUCGACAUUCUGAAAUACUUCUCCUGGGCAGAGCCUCAGGUGAAGGCAGUGAAAGCGUUUCAACAUAAAAUGGUUGCCAUUCCUACAACCAAGGUUGCAAAAAUCUUGAAUACUUUCACCUUCUCAAAAGACAAGCUUACUGUGCUGGAGCUUAUAGCUCUAAAUAUAUCCGAUGCCCAUAAUUACUCACCAGUGGAGGACCAGUUCCGCAUUCACCUGGCAGAAAAAAAACGUGCACGACAGUUACUUGAGCAGGUGUGUAAGGUGGGAUGUAAAGCCCCAGUGGCAAUGAUUUCCUCUUGUGGGAUGAUUCCUGGAAAUCCUUAUCCUAAAGGAAAACCCAGCCAGGUCACUGGAACCUUUCCUGGUAUGCCUCCUAGGAAGGAAGAAGAGGAGGUGAGUUCAGAAGGAAAAGGGAUUGCAAACCGCAUCAUUGGACCCAGCAAACCAUCUCCAUCGACCUACAAUCCACACAGGCCAAUACCAUACCCGAUACCUCCCUGCAGGCCACAUGCCACUAUCGCACCAAGUGCGUACAACAACGCAGGCCUGAUGUCUGUGGGAGGGGUCAUUACAGCACAUGUGCCCCCCCCACCCUACUCUGCCACUCCAAAGUUAGCAGCUUAUACUCGACCUGCCAGUCAACAGAAUCCUCCCUCUGGUCCCUCUGCCACCUCAAGUAUAACACCUUCCAGUUCAGCUCCUCCUACCUCUGUCAGCUCCCAAGCUCAACCCACCACUCCAGUUACUCCUGUUUUCCCAGGAGUUGUUUCUUCUCAAGGUUCUGUUGCCCAAUCUCCCGGCCCUGCCUCAACUUCCUCAGUGAUCAGAAGUCCCCCUUUGCCUUCUGGUUCUCCUCAGGUCACACCAAACCCCAGUGGUCAUAGCACCCCUACUCCCACUGGCCUGCCACUUUCUGGAAGGAACACUCCAUCAGUUAUCAGAUCCCACACUCCUUCCAGCACAUCUGGUAUUCCUCCUCCACCAUAUGGGACAUCCCGCUCUGGAACACCUUCAGGCAUUCUUACUCCCAAGGGGGCAGUAGAUCCUUCCCAGAGUUUAGCACUUUCCUCCUCUAAAGGCUUUCUGUCUUCUGCUGAGCUCCAGUCAACUCCUCCUAAUCCAAAAUGCUCUACCAAUUCAGUCAUUCGCAGUUACACACCUGCAGGAGCACCUGGACGUUCCACUCCUAUGCAGGUAAUGGGUACCCCAGUGCCCCCAUGUACUCCUAGUCCCAAACUAUCCUCUGGCACAUCUCAGAGUGGCACAACUAACCCUGCCUUGUAUAGCGACCAGCCCUUAAACUCAGUUGUCCAGCAUGGUGGAGGCAGUGGCAGUAACAGUCCAGUCCCUUCAGCCUUCAAAGGUCCAUCAUCCAGGUCAGGCACACCCUCACUCAGCUCACUAGUGAUGCCCAAUUCUGCUGCCCUGGCUCGCUCACUGGGCCUGAGCCACAGUGCAGCAUCUCCCCUCGGCACUCUAGGCUCCCAGCCUGUAGGCAGUCCUGCCACAUCAUUCCAGUGCAUCUCUCCCUUUUCUGCAAUGUCCACAGCAUCACCUCUUAAUGCAGUUCAAUCCUCCAUGCAUUCUUCAGUUUCAUCUGCACCAACAGCACCUUCCAUUGCAUACUGUGACCCCACUGGGACUUCUUCUCCUUCACCUUUUGGCCUUGGACUCACCACAAAUCCCUCCAUGAUUCCAGGUUUGGCCCCAGGACAGAACCCUGCCUUCCCUGGGUUUGGGGGUUCAGGUCCUCCAGGAGCAGGUAGUCCUGUUCUUUCUUCCUUGAUGGGGCUUACAGGUGCCUCUUCCUCAGUGGCUACAGUGGCUCCCCUCCAAGCAGCUGCAGUGGCAGCUGCAGCAGCAGGUGUCCCCUCCACCUCACCUGUGCUUCCUGGCUUUGCCUCUGCAUUUAGUUCGAACUUCAACCCCACUUUGGUGGGCCAGUCAGGUGGUGGUCUUCAGGCCUCAGCAGCGGCUGCUUUCCCUGGACUCCUGUCUUUUCCUGCAGGGGUUCCUGGUUUUUCCUCCAGCCCCGCUCCAGCAGCUCUCUCAGGCAUCCACAAUUCAGCUGUUCAGUCAGCUUUGCUGCAGGCUCAUUCUGCAUCAGCGCUGGAAAACUUUCCUCCUCAACCUAAUGGCUUCAGCAGCUACUCUGCAGCGUCUCCAUUCCCCCCUCCAGCUGCAGGAACCCCCUUUCCCCUUCAGCCUGGUCUGCACCCACAGCUGGGCUGGCAAUAAUCGGUUGUAUUAUGCACUGUGACAUUAAACAUAAACAGUAAUAUUUUGAACACUUCAGAACAUCAUCAUUACUACAUCAUUACCCUUGUGCUUCCUCUUCUGGGGAAAGUUGUUUUGCAUUAUAUGGUUAAAAGCAGCAUUGCAUGCAAUAACAAUUGUAACAGUUGAAAUAUUUCAGUAGUAUUGAAAAAAUAUUUUUUAUAAUUAAUUCUUUUCGUGAAAAGUGCCAACCAGCUCUAAAUCCAAGAAAAAGGAUAACGGAUAGCUUGUUGUUACCUUCAAGGGGAAAUUCCACCCCUAAAAAAAAAAAAAAAAACAAGUAAAA
Molecule: messenger RNA, 3167 nt
Organism: Clarias gariepinus (North African catfish)
Lineage: Eukaryota; Metazoa; Chordata; Actinopteri; Siluriformes; Clariidae
Gene: proser1
Product: proline and serine rich 1
Exons: 12
Coding region: 488-2842 (784 amino acids)
Source: RefSeq, a predicted model, not a curated record